Choloepus didactylus (southern two-toed sloth) is the source of this 469-nucleotide messenger RNA. RefSeq names its product regulatory subunit of type II PKA R-subunit domain containing 1 (gene RIIAD1). Lineage: Eukaryota; Metazoa; Chordata; Mammalia; Pilosa; Megalonychidae. The coding region runs from base 15 to 293 and encodes 92 amino acids. The transcript has 5 exons. The record is from RefSeq and is a predicted model, not a curated record.
ACGACCGCGACAAGAUGGCGUCGCUGCAGAAUGGGCUGCUGGCGCCCGACCCGGGGGCGCUUAGUCCCGAGCAGCUGGAGCAGCUGCGCAACUUCAAGAUUCAGACUCGGAUUGCUAAUGAAAAAUACCUAAGGGACCACAAAGAAGUAGAGCUGCUCAUAAGUGGUUUCUUCAGAGAAAUGUUUUUGAAAAGACCAGACAACAUCCAAGAAUUUGCUGCAGACUAUUUCACGGAUCCAAGACUUCCCAACAAGAUUCACAUGCAGCUAAUUAAGGAAAAGAAAGCUGCUUAAUUAGCAACGUGAUGAUGCUUGGCUGUUGGGAGAGACCAGCAAGAAUCCAGCCUCAGGGGUCAUCUGGAAGCAGGAGAGCCAUGUAGUCAUCAAUGUGGGUCUCCAAGCUGCCUUGGGCUCUGUCUGCUGUCACAAAGACUUUUAAAGAUACUCAUUAAAAACAGACCUUCCUGCUC